CUACUUAAUUAUAUCUUUCGAAAGAAAAAAAUAUUUAAAUACACAAAUUAUUACAACAGUCUUUCAAUAUUUAAUAACACAAAUCAUUAACUUUUAUAAUAACUUGAAACAUAAUUUUGUUAUGUACAUUUCAUUGUGAAGGAAAUUGAAAAAAAAUACCUUUUUAGUGAUGCAUUUCUUUAAUUAACCAGUCGUUUGAGCGUGAAAUUAGUUUUAUUUCUCUUAUUGUUAUUAACAUUAGAAUAUUUUUGUUCUUAACCUAUAAGAAUAAUGUUCACAAGCGUGACAUUUUUGGUUUCUUUCACACUUCUAUCGUAUGAAACUGGUGCUAUUCGAACGUGCAAGCCAAGUUCUUAUUUCACACUGAAUGGUCGACUGUGCUAUUGUGAUUAUCUAGGCAGAUGGUCCGAAACAAAUUGCAAAAUUAUAGCUCGAAGGCAAUCAUGUCAGCCGGGACAGACAAUUUGGCAAGGUUGCCAUCGAUGCACAUGCCAAAGAAAUGGUCAGCUUUCUUGUUCAAAUGAUUGUCAGUUAGAUGCUGCAAGACCACAUGAUUUCCUUGAUUACGGCUCUAUAUGCACACCGUAUAGAUCAUAUUAUGUUAAUUGCAGUCUCUGUUUCUGUCCUGCUUCAGGGUUAACCUUUAGUGCACAGUGCGUGAGUGAUUCUUCAUGUUCCGUAGACCCUAACACUUCAGAUAUCCAGAUAUUGGCGAAAGCCAGUCAAUGUAUACCCAACGUCAUGUAUUUAUUCCCUUGUAUUCAGUGCCUAUGUUCGGAAACAGGGUAUUUUAUUUUAGAUAAAUGUUUAGAAAAAUGUCAGUCGCAAGUCAAACCGCAACGUAGAUGUAUCCCCGGUUCCUUAUACAGAAAAGAUUGUUUAGUAUGUCGUUGUCCGGACGAUAGCAUACCAGAUGAAAAGCUGUGUGUGAAAGGAUUGUGUCAUAAAAAUAAACAUUUGUACUCAUUGCGGUCAACACCAAAUCGUUGCGUUCCACACACUUUCACAAAACCUGUAUGCCUUUAUUGUGACUGCGGUUCCGAAGGCACUGUCAAUGAGGACUCCUGUCUAGAGUUGGAUUGCUCUAAAGCGGUAGAGUUCAAGACAUAUACUGAAACAGAUACUUGUAAUCCUGGAGAAUUGGUCUCAAUUUGUAUAGAAUGCUUUUGUCUCAAUGAUGGUCGGACGAAAAAUAUAUAUUGUACAAGAGUAUGCACGUACCAAAGUAAAUUGAAUGUUCUAGAAAAACUUUUAAAUCACAGUCUCACGGAUGUGAGUUUGAUUGACAAAAGUAAAAUAACAAAAGCUAGAACCGGCGAAGAUUGCGAGCGUAAUACUCUUUAUAUAGACGAAGGCAGAUACUGCUUGUGUUCCAAUAAUAUGGACGGAAGCCUGAAAUUCUGUACUUCAUUCGUAGAAAAUAUUGCAAAGGUAGCCGAAACUACGAAAUUAUUAAGUAAGAACCACAUAGAUAUAACGGAAGAUUGCGAAUCAAAUACCCUAGUGGAUUUCGAUUGUAAUACAUGCUACUGCAAUAAGAAUGGAAAAAUUGAUCCUAAAUGGUGUACUGACGAUGAUUGCGAAGCUAAAAGAAUAGUCGAAGAAUCUCAUAAAGUCCAGCCUUAUAUAGAUCCUGUGAAAGAUUCCGAAGGAUCUUGCGUUCCGGGUUCUAUAUCAAAAAUCAAAUGUAAUUUCUGCAUUUGUCCGGACAGCGGGGCGCUUAAAGAACGAGUAUGUACGAAAAACAUAUGCGAGGAUAACAAGGCGAUGAUGUACGAAAAGUUCACUUGCGAACCCCUCGCAUAUUAUGAAGUCGACUGCAAUAUCUGCUAUUGUCCCCAAGAUGGCUUGAAAAAUGUAGCUAUGUGCAGCAAAAAUCAAUGCGAGAAAUCUUUCCUUAGAUCGACUGAGUGCAUCCCGGGUAACUUGUUCAGCGAUGAAUGCAACGUUUGUGUGUGUCCGCCAAAUGGAAAUAAAAUAGACAAAGUAUGCAUGAAUCACACGUGCAGCUUACCACCAUGGAAUACCAUCAUAUUGUCCCAUACAUUGGUGGAGCAGCAGAUAAAUAAGGAUCCGACGAGGAGUUUGGACCUGUGCUAUCCGGGUGAAGAAUUCGUGAUGGGCUGCAAAUUAUGUGUGUGUCCAGACUUAGGACUAAAAGUGUAUGCAACCUGUGAAUCAGUGCUGUGCAAAGACAACUUUAUUUCAUUUAGAAACAUAUCUAAAGACGACGGUGGUAGAACAUCCGAUAAUUCCGAAAACGAGUCAAAUUUUUUAUACCACUCGAGACAAAAGAGGGAAGAUAUCAAUACGUGCUUUCAUUUAAACAUCUCUCAUAGCGCGGAGAGAAAGGACUGCACUCCUGGUACAACGUAUAUUAUUAGAUGCAAGCAGUGUAUAUGUCCUUAUAUCGGAAACAUCAACAAUUUUUGCCGUCCAUUGCCAAAAUCAACGUUUUGCGAAGAAGCAUAUCCCGGCUUUAACUAUUUGCCUAUGGGCCGAAGAAAUCGUGCAAAUACGAGUACUACAGAAUCUAACAGCAAGGUAUACACAGUGACCGUUAAACAUUUAAAUCACACCGUACAUAAAUGCGACGAGCCCGGGACCUUCAGAGAUGAAUGUCACAUAUGCCAAUGCGAAAAUAAUAUUAUUAUAGAGGAACACUGUUUUAAAAGUGACGCCAAAAACUGCAGCGACGUAAAGUUAUAUUCUUCUCGUAAUAAAACAAUAAACAUCUAAA
This is a messenger RNA of Danaus plexippus (monarch butterfly), 2740 nucleotides long. RefSeq lists its product as uncharacterized. Bases 271 to 2739 code for a protein of 822 amino acids. Lineage: Eukaryota; Metazoa; Arthropoda; Insecta; Lepidoptera; Nymphalidae. Gene Ontology annotation, molecular function: peptidase inhibitor activity. The transcript has 5 exons. The record is from RefSeq and is a predicted model, not a curated record.